Ceratosolen solmsi marchali is the source of this 1558-nucleotide messenger RNA. RefSeq names its product ric8 guanine nucleotide exchange factor A (gene ric8a). Lineage: Eukaryota; Metazoa; Arthropoda; Insecta; Hymenoptera; Agaonidae. The transcript is spliced from 10 exons. Gene Ontology annotation, molecular function: guanyl-nucleotide exchange factor activity; G-protein alpha-subunit binding. Gene Ontology annotation, biological process: G protein-coupled receptor signaling pathway. The record is from RefSeq and is a predicted model, not a curated record. Gene Ontology annotation, cellular component: cytoplasm.
AUGGACGAUUUAUUUUUAAAACUAAAAUCAGAAAAUAAUGAAGAAUUAAUUCAAGCCUUAGAAACGUUUGUAAAUAAUUAUACUAGUACAACAAAAUUUGAUUUUUUGGAUAAAGAUAAUUUAAGGACUCAAAUUUGGGAAAUUAUAUUUGUACAUUUAAUAAAUAAAAGACAACCAUCUAUUCAUGAAAAAUGUUUAGCUGGACUUCGAAUUUUAAGUCGUGAUAAGACAAACUUGGAUAAUAUAUUAACGAAGGAAAAAUUGAAUGUAAUAUUAGAAUAUGCUGGUCUUAACAUGAAACAGAAACAAUAUGCAAUUGUACCAGCUACAAAUGAAGCACAGAAAUUAUUGUGUAAUCUCUUAUUUAAUAGUACAAAAGUACAAAAUAUUAUUAUGGAAACUAUUUGUUUACAGUGUGUUAUAGAUCGUAUUAGUAAAUAUGAUAAAACUGUGCAGCAUGAUACUAAACUUUUUGAUGUGAGAAUAAUAUUUUUGAUUACUACUUUAAAUAUUUCAACAAGAAACAUUGUUAGCGAAGAGUUACAUGGAGAUAUUCAGUUAAUACAAAUGUUAGAAAGCAUUUUAAAUUAUUAUUCAAUAAGCAAUCGAGAGAUAAAGGAUAAUGAUAUGUUAUUAAUUUGUGAAAUUUUGAAAACACUGUUUAAUUUAUUUAUACAAUCAAAAGAUCCAUCUAUAGAUGGAUUAGAAACUUGUAAAAAAAUGGUGCUCAUUUUAAGAAAAUUACUUUUAAAUAAUAAUGAAAAAUAUAAAGAUAAUUUAGAAAGUCAUAUUGUUAAUUUAUUAAUUGUAAUUCCUACUAACUGUUAUUUGAAUUUGAUCAUACGUACGUCAAAUGAUGAUAUUAUUCUAUAUCAAGACAUGGAUAUGACGGUUAUCAAUAUAUUGAUAAAAUUUUUAAAUAACAAAUUAAAUUCGAAAACGAAUUUAAUUGAAAAUUUGUCACCGAUAAUAACUUGUUUUAUUAAAGUUUGUAAAGGUGAAAGAUUAAUUCGCAAGUAUGUACGAAUGCAGGUUCUUCCACCACUGAAAGAUUUUAUGAAAAGACCCGAAGAAGGAUCGACAUUAAGAAACAAGCUUUGUAAAUUACUUACCAUUCCCAUAACAGAAGUACGGGAUCUUGCAGCAGAAUUUUUAUUCGUUCUUUGUAAAGAAAAGGUUGGUCGAAUGAUUAAGUAUACAGGAUAUGGAAAAAUAAUAUUGAAAUUUAAAAAAAAUAUAUUCAAUUAAUUGAAGUUGAUUUUUACAAAAAUUUCUAGAAUAAAUCCAGUCAUAGGAUGUUAUGAAAAUCCACAAGCAAAUCCUUUAGAAAAUAUGACAGAGGAACAAAAGGAAUAUGAAGCCAUGAAAUUAGUAGGCCUUAUAGAUCAAUUGCAAAAAGAGGGUCUAAUUCAACCAUGUCGUAUAGGAGAAGAUGGCAAACCGAAAGCAAUCGAACAUAUUUUGGAGUUAGAAGAUCAAUUGCAACAACAACAAAUACACAAACAAGAUUCAGAUUCCGAUUAGUAUAAUCUUUGGAUUUAAUAUACUAAGUAAUAAU